Molecule: messenger RNA, 681 nt
Organism: Naumovozyma dairenensis CBS 421
Lineage: Eukaryota; Fungi; Ascomycota; Saccharomycetes; Saccharomycetales; Saccharomycetaceae
Gene: PCL5
Product: Pcl5p
Exons: 1
Coding region: 1-681 (226 amino acids)
Biological process (GO): regulation of cyclin-dependent protein serine/threonine kinase activity
Cellular component (GO): cyclin-dependent protein kinase holoenzyme complex; nucleus
Molecular function (GO): protein kinase binding; cyclin-dependent protein serine/threonine kinase regulator activity
Source: RefSeq, a predicted model, not a curated record
AUGCUAUUUUUCAGUACUUCCCAAGAUAAUAAGAGAGCAAACUACUUUGCUGUAAUGAGGAAAUAUCUACAGAAGAAGGAAAAUCGUGAUGAUACCAAGGCUCUACUCGAUUUGUCUCAAAAUAUUAAACUUAAACCAAUUACGAUAUUAUCAAAUUCCAAAUUAGAAUAUAAUAUGUCAUUGGUCGAUACUAUCGCUGAAUUCUUAUCGGAAACUGUAAAAUAUCUCUCGACAAAGAAAGUGCCAAAUGAAAAAUCAUCAAUAAAAACAUAUUUAAUGGAAAUAUUAAAAAGAUCUCAAUCAUCGCGAAAUAAUGUCAUUGUUGCCUCAUUCUAUUUCCAAAAGCUAUACAACUCAGUCCAAUUGAACCAAGAUCCUAACCCUGAAUUUGUACAUUGUUCGAAAAGAAUAUUCUUAUCUUGUUUGAUUCUGUCACAUAAAUUUCUCAACGACAAGACUUUUUCGAUGAAAGCAUGGUCUCUAAUCAGUGGGAUAUCAAAAAGAGACCUCUCGAUUCUUGAAAGGUGGUGUUUAAUGAGAUUAAAUUAUCAUCUCGUUGUCGACGUAACAGAAAUUAAUAAAUGGAGUUUUACAAAUUUAAAAAAAUGGGACAACAAAAAAAUGGUAAGUAAUUAUUCGAUACUCUAUAAUUCUUCAAAGGUGAAUAAAAAUAUAUGCUAA